AUGAGGAGCAGGAGAGGAGAUAGCAAGGUCAUGGAGGGAGAAAAGAAGGUAAAGUGUGAUGAUGAGAACACAGGUAACUUUGCAGCAGUCACAGAGGCGAGGAACAUGGACGUCGGGGCUCGAGGCGGCGGUCAGGGCGGAGAGGCGGAGAACUGGACCACCCCGGGCCAGGGAAACCCACCUUUUCGGCCCCCCGCCCAGUGCCCCCCCUCCCAGUGCCUCCCCUGCCCAUCCAGCAACCCCUGCCGGGCACCUUUACCACCUAAAACCUCCCACAAGGCGUCCUUUACGUCCAGCAACACGCCCUCCCUACCCAUCAAAACACCCCACCCACCCACCAACACACCCCACCCGCCCAUCAACACACCCUCCCCACCCGCCAACACCCCCCAAACACCCAUACCUACAACGGAUCUCACUCCCACACCCGCGGCUCCUCACGGGGACGGGUGGUUCAGGUUCCCGGCGCCUCUUGCUGGUGGCCGCGACGGGGCGGCGGGGGACGGGAGCAGCAACACGUGUAGGAGCCCCCUGUUCCGGCCCCUGCCCCCUCCCCUCCGCCACACCCCUCGGACCCGCCACGCCAUCCCUUCACCCUGCCACCGACAAGCGCUCUAUAAUAUUGCCCGUAUCCACGGGAUUGCUCCGCCUGCAGCACCUCUGCGCCAGGCUGCCACACCCACGCCCACACCCCCGCCGCCUGCAGCCCCUCAGCGCCAGGCUGCCACACCCCCGCCGCCUGCAGCCCCUCAGCACCAGGCUGCCACCCCUCCGUCCCCGGCAGCCCCUCAGCGCCAGGCUGCCACACCCCCGCCGCCUGCAGCCCCUCAGCGCCAGGCUGCCACACGCCCCCCGCCUGCAGCCCUUCAGCGCCAGGCUGCCACACCCACGCCGCCUGCAGCCCCUCAGCGCCAGGCUGCCACACCCCCGCCCCCGGCAGCCCCUCAGCGUCAGGCUGCCACACCCCCACCCCCGGCAGCCCCUCAGUGUCAGGCUGCUGCCCCCACGCCUACACCUCCGCCCACACCCACACCAUCGGCAGCCCAUCAGCGCCCACCACCAGGACACAGCAGGCCACGCUCACCCCCACCCGUCCUCAUCCCUGGGGGCAGGGUUCACCCCCAGCACCAGGAAUUCAUAUUAAAACGCGCCCCCACAUAUCUGGCCAUUCCCCUGGGGGAGGCGCCCCCGCCCGCCCCGAAGAUGGAGGUGAUCGCCGGGAGGGUGUGGUGGCUCUUGACGCCGCACCGCCUCCGGGAGACGCGGGAGGCGGCGAUGCCGUGGCUGAUGACCAACGAGAAGAAGGGCUACGUGGUGAUGUGA
Molecule: messenger RNA, 1323 nt
Organism: Eriocheir sinensis (Chinese mitten crab)
Lineage: Eukaryota; Metazoa; Arthropoda; Malacostraca; Decapoda; Varunidae
Product: proline-rich protein HaeIII subfamily 1-like
Exons: 2
Coding region: 1-1323 (440 amino acids)
Source: RefSeq, a predicted model, not a curated record